Medioppia subpectinata is the source of this 1114-nucleotide messenger RNA. Lineage: Eukaryota; Metazoa; Arthropoda; Arachnida; Sarcoptiformes; Oppiidae. The record is from the annotation of a GenBank genome assembly.
AGACAUGUGAUUUUGUAUACAUUUCUCACGCAAUCAAUUGUUUUGACAUUCAUUUGAUUACAAAGUUUUUAAAGUAAUCGUUUGAGAGAUGUAUACAAACUGUUUGUCACGAAACAGAUUACUCACGAGUGGUGGACAAUGGAAACGAUUGAUGUCUUCACUCAGUAAUUGUCGACAACGAAAGUCACAGGAGAUGGAAGUGAUUGAAAGACAUGUCAAACCAUUGAAUCAAAUGAUUAUUAAAAGAGACAUUCAAUCGGUGUUCACGAGAAAAGUCUUCAAACAAAGAGAUCUGAAGAUAUUUUCGACAAUAAAUCGGCUUUUAUUCAUUCAGACCGAAGACACGCCGAAUCCAAAUAGUCUUAAGUUUGUUCCCGGCGUUCCAGUGAUGUCUUCGGGAACCAUAGACUUCCCGAACGUGAGGUCAGCUCUAAAUAAGUCCCGAUUGGCUGAACAACUCUUCCGCAUAGAAGGUGUCAGCGGAGUAUUCUUUGGAUCAGAUUUUAUCACAAUAACUAAAACCGACGAUGAAGUCGAGUGGAGACUUUUGAAGCCCGAGAUCUUCGCCACAAUUGUCGACUACUUGGCGACCGGUCUUCCCAUUGUUAACGAGUCCGAAGACACUCAACAAACAGGCAACGAAGAAGAGGUUUCAGAAGAUAGCGAAACCGUGCAAAUGAUUAAAGAAUUAUUAGAAACAAGAAUCAGACCCACAGUACAGGAAGACGGAGGAGAUGUCAAGUAUAUGGGCUUCGAGAACGGAACCGUUAAACUCAAACUUCAAGGCGCCUGUACUUCGUGUCCCUCUUCUAUAGUCACACUGAAGAAUGGUAUUCAAAAUAUGCUUCAGUUUUAUGUGCCAGAAGUGACAAAUGUUGAACAGGUGACCGACGAGUUGGACGCUUUGGGUGACACAGAGUUCCAGAAGUUUGAGAAGAAGUUGGACAAUACAAAAGAAGAGUCAGAAAGUACUAAAAAAUCUUAAAUAUUUUUAUUCACACCUAAUAAUUGCAAAAUUUAAUUUCAAUAUAAAAUAGUUAAGUAAACAAAAUUUGUGAGUUUGAUAUAAAUAGUAAAUAAAUGUUCACUUCAGAGACAUAAUUACAAAUAAAUA